Molecule: messenger RNA, 3380 nt
Organism: Cryptomeria japonica (Japanese cedar)
Lineage: Eukaryota; Viridiplantae; Streptophyta; Pinopsida; Cupressales; Cupressaceae
Product: YTH domain-containing protein ECT4
Exons: 9
Coding region: 666-2846 (726 amino acids)
Biological process (GO): mRNA destabilization
Cellular component (GO): cytoplasm
Molecular function (GO): mRNA binding
Source: RefSeq, a predicted model, not a curated record
CUAAUCGUUGAGGUGAGGAGGCUGUGACCUUUUUGGAAACCGUUUGCAAAUUAGGGUUAGGAAAGUAGCGAAGUGGUAUGGGGAAACCGACCGGUUUAGUAAAUCCGGUUUUGAAGAUGAUGAGGUGAGGAGUUUUGCUAUUUGAGAGACUGGCCUUGGUUUUGUUGAUCUCUUUUGAAACCGCCGGUUGCUGUGUUCGUUUGUGUGAGGAGAAGAGAAUCGAACCCAUAACAUAUUUGGAAUAAUUUUUUUUGUAGGUUGUGAGGAAGCAAAGGUUUUUGCUAAAACCCUCUCUGUAUUUAGGAUCGAGGGCUUCUGUGGAGUGAGUUUUAUAAUUUUUUUUCUCGGGUCAGAAGGAAGUGAAGGUUUUUGCUAAAACCCCAUCUGUGUUUGAGAUCGAGGGUUGCUUUUGCAAUCGACAGGUCGGGAGUUCGGAUUUCGGUGGCUUGAUUUUUAGAUGCUGUAGCGGGCAGUUUUGUUUUGAGGGUUUUAGUGGGAUUCUUUCUCCGGGGUUUGGGAUUCAUUUUUUUUGGGUCUAUAGGUGUGCGGCGCAGAUCUGUGCAGUGAGGGCUUUGUUGUGCUUGUGGGUUUUGUGAGGGAUUCGAGGUUUGGUUUUUCAUUUUUCUCCGGACGGCGUUGAAGAUUGAGGUUUCCAGCGGGCAAAUAUGGCGGCUCCUGCGCAAGAAACUGAGCGUAUCCUCUCUGCUGGUGACACUGAAGCUACAAAGCUACUGCAAAAUUUGACUCUGGAUCCUCAGGCAAAGCCUGCAGAUGUAUCAGAAGCCGCUAAACAGUCUCCUGAUGCCAACACCACUAAUGAGGCGGCUGGAACUGGACCUUCCACUGGUAGGACUAACACUCCUGUUUUACAAGAUCUGAUGGUGGAUGCAACCAUGUUCUAUGUUCCAAAUGGGUACCCUCCCCAGGCUUAUUAUUAUGGAGGUUAUGAUGGACCUGUCGGUGAAUGGGAAGAAUAUAGAUAUGUAAAUGUUGAUGGAGUGGAGAUCCCUGCCACUGGAAUGUAUGGCGACAAUGGUUCACUUGUUUACCAUCCUGGUUAUGGCUAUGCUCCUCAAGUUCCCUAUAGUCCCUAUUCUCCAGCGGGAACCCCUGUUCCAACCAUGGGAGCAGAUGGUCAGCUAUAUGGGCAUCAGCAAUUCCAGUUUACUGGUCCUUAUUAUCAGCAGCCUGUUCCUGGUGCACAGUAUACGCCUUCGCCAACUCCUCCCUUAACACAGACAGAUGUGCCAACAUCUGUGGGUGCAGAUCAGAUGACUGUAGAUAAUUCUAGUGGUAAUAGCACUAACGGAAGCAGUAAUGGUGUGACUUUGGGUCCCAGACCUAUUUAUCCAAUGCCCAUAUUGCCAUCUAAUGGUUCAUAUGGUAGGGGUAUAUUGCCAGCAAACCAUGAAGGAAUCAGAUCAGUUGGUCCUUGGCUAGAUGGGCCAAUGGUUUCUGAGGGGCAGUUGCGGCCUCCCACAGCCAAUCCUGUGCCCUCAAUGGUUCCUCAAACAACAUCCCCUGGGCCACUUGGGCAAAAUGUUCGGCCUCUGCAACAUGUUAUGCCGCAUAUGCAGGGUGUACCACACCCAAGGCCAGCUUCUGGAAUGGGACCUGGUCCUGGCUUCAUCAACAGAAUGUACCCAACUAACAGGAUGUAUUCUCACAACAAUGCUUCUGGUCGAUCAAGUCCUGGUUUUGUAACAAAUGGAUUUGAAGCCAGGCCAAAUGGACGAAGUUGGAAUCAAUCUGACCGGGGUAAACCAAAAGGAAGAGGUAGUGGGUCUAUGAAUAAUAAUGAGAACUUGGAUAUACUAAAUGAGCAGAAUCGGGGACCACGAACUGCAAGAUUUAGAAAUCAGCGGCAAGUUCCAGGUGCACCAUGGACAGUGAAGGUGCAAGCUCCAAAUGUGAAUGGGAGCAGUGAAGAUGUCAAUGUUGUUCCCAACAGAGAUCAAUACAACAGGCCUGAGUUUGUAGCCAAGCCUCUUGAUGCUAAGUUUUUCAUAAUCAAAUCUUACAGUGAAGAUGAUAUUCACAAAAGCAUUAAAUAUAAUGUUUGGGCUAGCACUCCUAACGGGAACAAAAAAUUGGACAUGGCUUACAAGGAGGCUCAAGAGAAGGCUGGACCAUGUCCUAUUUUCCUGUUCUUUUCGGUUAAUGCCAGUGGCCAGUUUUGUGGUGUCGCAGAGAUGAUGGGGCCUGUGGAUUUUAAUCAGAGUGUAGAUUAUUGGCAGCAAGACAAGUGGAGUGGUAGAUUCCCGGUGAAAUGGCACAUAGUUAAGGAUGUACCUAACAAUCAGUUACGCCACAUCACAUUGGAAAACAAUGACAACAAGCCAGUGACAAACAGUAGGGACACCCAGGAGGUGAAACUUGAUAAGGGUGUAGAAAUGUUAAAAAUAUUUAAAGAUUACAUUUCCAAGACAUCUAUUCUUGAUGACUUUCUAUUCUAUGAGAACCGUCAGAAGGCAAUGCAAGAAAAAAGAGCAAGGCAACAAAUUCAGCAACAACAAAAGCAAUUCCGUUCUGGAAGUGAAGUUGAUCAGCUGAGCCCUGAAGAUUCAGCAUUGAAAGCACGGACGGAAGAUGCAGCUGUUGAAGAUAAAGAUUCUACAUCCAGAUCACACCAGGCUGAUUUGCCUUCACCUGUGUCUGCAAAUGACAAACAUCAUGAUGAACAAAAGUUACAGAACAAUCAAGAAGGUAGUUUGUCAUUGGAGGAAAGGGUUAUUCCUUCUGCUCCAGGAGAAGCAUGGAAGGGAUCAAAAUCAUCCCCUACUAUAGCCAAGAGGGAGGCCAAUGGAGAUGCAAUUGAUAAGUUAGUGCAUACAAAUGGUUCUUAGUAUGCAAGCCUUAUAUCCUUGCACACUGAAUAUGGAUGCUGAUCGUUAUUACAUGAACAGUGUAAGGUGUAGAAUCUGAAGCUUUGGCAAGGCUUUGGUGGAUUUACUGACAGCAAUCUGUACAGCUUUAAAUCUGCAAUAGAUAUAGGCCAUACAAGUAUUCUGAGAAUCUCUGCCAACAAUGUCAAGAGCAUUGGACUGUUGAAUCUUUUGAAGUUUGGGCAGAACUAUAUCCUUGGCCUCAGUGAUCUCCUGGAACCUGAGUUCUAAUAGUUAGGAUUGAUCCUCUUCACUCAUUCCAAGUUUCUGACUCCUUAGCAGUAGAAUUUAGAUCUAACAGUCAAUGUCUUUACCAGAUAGGCUAUCUUUUAGAUUAUGACUUUGUAAAUUUUCUUUGAUAGGGUUAUUUUGGCAUUGUAAGUUUGGUUUUUGAGGAAAGCUUGCAUUUCCCACGUGCUCAGCUUGCGCUGUCAAGUUUUUGUAAAAAGUUCGUCUAAACUCAUGGAUCAAUAAGAGAAGAAUCCUAUUUGUGCU